AUGUAUGAGUACUACACAUCUCAGAUGCGAGCCAUGAUAGACUGGGCCUUGAGUAGUUUAAAUAAAUCCCGUGAAGAACUGCUGGAUGUCUGUUUUGUAACAUAUUUCGAACUUUACGUCAGAUUAUUCAGACAAUCUACGAAAUCAGGCUGCCAAUUCAUUUUGGAGUUCGCCCCUGCCUUUGAAUCAAAAUUUGGGCAUUUUAUAGACCAAAUCGCAGACUUUAAACGUGUAGAUCAGCUGACGACUUCUCCUUUGUUUAGGCUACAACAUCGCAACAAAAAACACCUCAUCGUUAUCUCCAAGAGAGCCAAGCGUUCGCUAUUGAGCUGGAUUGGAUAUAAUCAGGGCUCUUUAAUUGAGCACAUACUACAGGAAUCUGUAUCUUUCAUAGAUGGAGAAGUGCUGAAUAGGCCAGAUGUUCACUUUUUUAGGACUCACUUUAUCAAGGAAUAUGGAUUACAUCCAGAAUCAGUUAGAAAGUUCAAUAAACCCUUUUUGGGGUUGUAUGUGCGUGAUUAUGAUAACGAAAUUAAAAUCGACAAGGUUAAGACAAACCUCUUGAUUGACCCGCAGUCAAAACAUUAUGUACCACUGGGAUUACCCGGAGAGUUGCAUGCGGAAGAUCCGCAUUCAGACUUUGGACAUGAGGCUGCUGAAACAAUUACUGGUGAAGUUGCCCAUUUGGAGUAUUUUUACAACUUGGUUCCACUUCCCCGUCCAGGGACGGAUGUUCAUCAAUAUUUGAGAGGCCUUUAUCACGUUCAAAAGGAACACAGAGCGACCGGAAAAGCUCCCACCACUCUGAGUUACACCUUUCAGAAUUCAUUUCCAAGCUGCUGCUGCAGUAUAUCCAGUUUUGACGGGAGAUAUGCCUCCCUUGGUUUAAAUGAUGGAUCCGUCCUACUCUGGGAUCUCGUUGCUUCAGAGAGUAGCAACGCAUUCAAGGACCUUUCACCUGUACUUGGUGAGAAUAUAGCCGGAAGAAGCAUCUCCAGAGUAACGGGCUCUUCCGCAUCAAAGUUUCACGCAUCAGGAGAGGGUGAUGAGAUGGCGGCAGGUGGUUUGGAUUCUAUGUUAAUGUUUGGUCAUGACGGGCCGGUUUCAAGUUUAUGUUUUGGUGAAAUGGGCAGAGUGUUGCUGUCUGGUGGUGUUGAUGGUGACGUGAGAUUGCGUACUUUGGGAUCAUCUUCGACAAGAGCGAUUUACAGGGGUGGUGGUCACGCUGUUUUGUCGCUAAAGUAUGGUCCGUAUGGCUACUAUUUUUCAACUUGUGAGGCUGAUGGAUCUGUUAGGGUCUGGGAAACGGACAGGAGUUUUCCUCUUAGGAUACUCCGUACAUCGAAUGGCGAGCUUUCUGGCACAUUUUUCCACCCCAACUCUACCCUUUUGGGUACGCCUUGUUCUGAUGGUAACGUGCGAAUUUGGGACCUUCGUACAUCUUGCUGUGAGAUUGUCCUUCCAGUUUCGGAGGACGGUUCCCAGUUUGAUUCUCUUCAUUUUAAUGAACUUGCCUUUUCCAAGAAUGGUGCAAUGGUUGCCUCAGCUCUCAAGAAUAUCGUACAAGUUUUUGACUUGCGUACCAAGAGAAAUCUUCAGACCCUUUUGGGGCAUGAAGAUCCCAUUGUCUCCAUGGACUUUAACCAUGGAUCCAGCGUGCUAGUUGCAGCUGAUGCAGGUGCAGUAUCGUUUUGGGAUGUCAAGGGUAACAGGAGUUUUGGCGAUGAGGACGACAAGUUUGACCAGUUUAGUGAGGAGGGAAUGAUUACAUUGACCUCUGCAUACAAGCCUACGGAUUCACUGCUUAGGCAAGUGUGUUUUACUCCGGAGAAUGUAUUACUGACUCUGGGUGUUUCGACAAUUACAGCUACAGAUAACAUGUAG
This is a messenger RNA of Theileria equi strain WA, 1884 nucleotides long. RefSeq names its product WD domain, G-beta repeat domain-containing protein. The record is from RefSeq and is a predicted model, not a curated record. Bases 1 to 1884 code for a protein of 627 amino acids. Gene Ontology annotation, molecular function: protein binding; RNA polymerase II general transcription initiation factor activity. Gene Ontology annotation, biological process: transcription initiation at RNA polymerase II promoter. Lineage: Eukaryota; Apicomplexa; Aconoidasida; Piroplasmida; Theileriidae. The transcript has 7 exons. Gene Ontology annotation, cellular component: transcription factor TFIID complex.